Pangasianodon hypophthalmus (striped catfish) is the source of this 2670-nucleotide messenger RNA. RefSeq names its product secretin receptor. The record is from RefSeq and is a predicted model, not a curated record. The coding region runs from base 363 to 1685 and encodes 440 amino acids. Gene Ontology annotation, biological process: adenylate cyclase-modulating G protein-coupled receptor signaling pathway; cell surface receptor signaling pathway. Lineage: Eukaryota; Metazoa; Chordata; Actinopteri; Siluriformes; Pangasiidae. Gene Ontology annotation, cellular component: plasma membrane. Gene Ontology annotation, molecular function: peptide hormone binding; G protein-coupled peptide receptor activity; secretin receptor activity. The transcript is spliced from 13 exons.
CUAUGUAACACGAUCCUCCAAUCAGUUAAAUAACACAGGACUUGGGGUCGACGUCCUAUGCGUGUACAGGAUGUGAUCGAAUCUCGGAGUAAAGGAUGUGAUCACGUUUCAUGUCGCAUGCACGCUUUAACGCUUUAAAGGGAUAGCUGGAUUGGCAACUUUACCACAGUCCAGUAAAUAGUUUAAGUGUAAAGCUGUGAUUUGUCGGACUCGGACUGAUGUUCAUCACGCACAGCCAUGCGAGUUACAAACCUAGAAAUGUCCACAUGGGUUUUUGAGAAGAGAUGCGUGCUGUUAACAGAAGGGAAGGUUAGCAUCUGUGCAGCAGGUAGAGGAGAGAGCGCCGCUUCAACUCCAGCACAAUGAAGCUUUCACAGUUCCACAAAGCUGCAGUAGCGGCUCUGCUCACCUUCUGUACACGCGUAAAAUCCAUCCCUUUAGAUUGUGAUCCAGAAUACCUGUGGCUUCAGGAGGAGGAGAACUGCAACAACAUCAUCCAUCAAGACAACAUUACACACACUAACUCCACAGGCUGCAGUGCAUUAUGGGAUGAUGUGAACUGUUGGCCUCGUGCAGAGGUUGGAGAGGUGAUCUCUCAACAGUGCCCCACAUUCCUCAGGGCCAAAGGAAGUGUAAGGAGAAAUUGUACAGAGAAUGGGUGGUCCGAUCCGUUCCCACCAUACAUACUGGCCUGCGGAUCCAUGAAUGGCAUAGUGCACCCUUCCUCAGACAUGAUGUUGGCAUCACAUGAGUACUUCAUGUGGGUAAAGAUCAUGUACUCAUUGGGGUACAGCAUCUCAGUUAUCUCCCUCACCAUUGCUUUCAUGCUGCUGUGUGUGUUCAGAAAGCUCCACUGCACUCGGAAUUUCAUCCACAUGCAGCUCUUUCUGUCCUUCAUUUUGCGGGCUGUUUUCAUUUUCAUCAGGGAUGCAGCAUUACACAAUUCACAGGAUUAUUACCACUGUGAAUCUCACCCGCUUGGCUGUAAGGUCGCACUGAUCUUCUCUAACUAUGGUAUACUGGCCAACUAUAGCUGGCUGCUGGUGGAGGGUCAUUACCUGCACAGCCUCAUCCACCUGUCCCUACGUUCCCCAAGAAAACGCCUGCACUGGUACAUCAGCUUUGGCUGGGGCACUCCCAUGUUCAUCAUCAUCGUGUGGAGUGUCGCCAAAUAUCUGCGGGAGGACGAGGGGUGUUGGGAGACAAGAAGCAGAGGUUGGAUCUGGUGGAUUCUGAGAGUUCCUGUAAUCCUGUUCAUUACAGUGAACCUCCUGUUUUUCCUGAGAAUCAUACAAACAAUAGUAAGCAAGAUGAGAGCUCCAGACAUGAUUGGAAAUGAGUUUAAACAGCACAAGAAGCUGGCCAAGUCCACACUGCUGCUAGUAUCACUGUUUGGUGUGCAGUAUGCCCUCUUCACUUUUUUCCCUGAUGGAGUCAACGUUCUCACCUUCCAGAUCUGGAACACCAUCGAGCUUGCCCUGGCCUCCACACAGGGCUUUACAGUAGCACUUCUGUACUGCUUCCUGAAUGGAGAGGUUCAGCAUGAGAUUACGCGGCGCUGGCGAAGGUGGCGUCUAAAGCAGAGUGUCCAUGGCGACGCCAGAUUGCACCAUGGUUCCCUUAGCCAAAGUGGCCUACCGCUCACACAGAUCUCACUCUUAGCCAGAGUUAAUAACAUAUCCUAACAAACACACAGCAGACCAUAAAACAGUCAAGCUCAAUAAAAUAUUAUACACACAAUCUACUGUAAAGCAAAAAUCCAUAAGCUCUUACUAAUUACAAACAUGACCCAGUAACUCAAACUAUAAACAUUAAUAGUGACCUACAUUAACAGUCUCAGUGUAGUCUGACUGCAAGAUGCACUAUGGCUGAACGGAGAAUGUGUUCUCUCAUGCAUGCACACACACACAAUCACACACACAAUCACACACACACAGAGUGUUUCAGUUGCCAGGUCUCAGUCCCAUUAAUCUGCUGUUAAUAGAAUCAUAGUUGACUGAGUAAUACAAGAAAUUUCACCAGUCUACUUAAAACACUGCAAUAUAAGGAAAAAAAUUUUAUGCUAUAUUUAUAUGAUACCAUAAAAUGGCUUUAAAGCUACAAACAGCAUAGACUAAACAAAUGGUAGAUUAUUCAUUUUUCUUACAUUACGUUUAUAUUAUGUCAUGUUAUAAAUUAACAAUGUUUUGGCAAACUGCAUCAAAAGGUUUAAAAAAAAAAAAAAAAAAAAAAAAAACUGUCUUCACUAACCUGAACACUCCACACAACAUAUUGUUUAAAUUAUCAUGGAUCAUAUUGGAUCAUGUUCCACUGUCAUUGUUUACUAUAGUUUUAAUUACAUAUUCCUAGCCAAGGGCUCAUUUACAAAAGAGAAUUUUCUCAAAGCACUUCUCGCGGGAAAAAAAACAAGCCCCUGUUGUCCAGUUUUAAUACCAUUUAGCCUGUUGUGUCUAUAUGUACAUGCUAUGAUGUACAUACGUGUGAAAAAGAAAAAAAAACAGAUUAUAAAGCAUCGAAGGAGAUAUUGAUAAUAAUGUUGCUUCGUGUUAUUUGUUGUUACUUGCUAUAUAGGGUAAUGGUGUAGUUUUUUGUGCUGCUUAGCACAAUCGAUUAUAAACAUGAUUAAAGUCUAACUUUGUGAAUUGUGUGAAAUAUAUACAUGAUGUGAAA